AUGCCCUUUUUUCGGAAGGCAUCUCGGGCAUCUGCUGAAAAGGCAGCAGGAGCAAAGACAAAGAAUCAAAAGGAUUCGAAGAAGAAGAAGGGCGGACUAUUCUUGAGAAAGAAAAAGCCACCCUUGAUCAACUACGAAGAUGCAAGCAGAGCUUCAUCGACCCAACCCCAACCGAGAUGGAACAAAAUUGAAAUCGAAACCGACUUCACAGGGAUGCAACCAUCGACGACAGGAACUGCCAAAACUACAUUGACCGGAACAAACGACAAAAAGAAAACACUAGGCAUCAUCGUGGAUGGCCAAAUCAAACACAAGAAACAAGACAAAAAUUGGGAUGCCUUCGAGAAGAACGCUCAACUCGUGAUACAUGGCGAUGAAGAAAAUAUAGCUUUUUCAACAAUGGAAGCAAUCCAAGAAGGCGAAGAAUUGAGCUCUGCGCAACAGAAUCGCAUGACAGUUGAGCCAGAUAACGAACCAAUGGGACCAAUUGAUACAGACGAGUAUGUUGAAAGAAUCAUGACAGUGCAAACGUUCUUCUCAGAUCAGGAAUACAAACAUGCAUCAAGAUCUUCUAAGGAUGUCGACAGCGACGGUGUAGACGAAAGCAGUGGAGAUGACUUCACCUACGAGUUGACCUAUUCCCAGUCGACAUCAUCAGAAGUCGUCGAUGAAUCCCAGUCGACAUCAUCAGAAGUCGUCGGCGAAUUGGUCCAGCAAACAGCAAAAGAUAAAGCGAAAAAGGACGAUAAGCCCGAAUUUCUUCAAGAAGAAGAAGAAGUCAACGAAGAUCCCAACGAGGGAGUUGAAGAACUAGAUGACUCCGAUCCAUCAAUGUCUGCGUAUGUUUCGCUGCAGCGGAUACAAAAAAGUGACAUUACUUGUGAAUCCACGGCAUCAAGUUUGAAACCGUCUAGAUCAGACGAAGAUUCACAGCGAUCGGAAUGGAAACCCAAGCCGGAUAUGACGAACCCGCUCGGAGCCACGCCACAAGAAAUUGAUGCCCUCAAUCGAUUCCUAUCAGUUGUAGGACCAGACUUUACCGGACGCAAUCUAUCUUUCGGGGAGCGCAAAGAGAUAUACGAUGGUGCAAGGAAAGUUGGCUUGAAUAAGGUGUUGGUGGAUAGGUUCCUUGAUCAGUCAGCUGGUAUUGCUACCGUCGAAGAAGCGAGCACUUACAGUGAUAUUUCUCCGUGCUCUACAUAUUCGUCGACCUCAAGAUCCCUCAUGAUGGCCAAGUCUGAGUUUUCAGAUAACACUAGUGCCACGGGAUACAGCCGCGACAGCGGCCACAGUGGUGACAGCAUUCGAUACAAUUCUUUGCCACGGCUGACAACUGAAAGUCCACAUGCAAACCAAACUUAUGGUUGCAAAGGAGUUUUCGGGGAUUUCUUUUGGAAUGAUUCGAAGAAAGCUUGGGACGAUUCGAAGAAGGCUAAAGCCAUUUUCAAAGCAGGUCAAGGUCUUUUGGAAAGCAUUGGAGCUGUUGUGGUAGGAGAAGAUGGAAGCGUCCAUGGCGAGGCAUAG
Messenger RNA from Cylindrotheca closterium, 1524 nucleotides. The record is from the annotation of a GenBank genome assembly. Lineage: Eukaryota; Bacillariophyta; Bacillariophyceae; Bacillariales; Bacillariaceae.